AUUUUAUCAGAAUUCUGUCACACGUAGAAACGUUCAGCUUCGUAUGAAAUCGUCGUUAAGAAAUGAACACAAUAUUUGCGAGGUAUAUGCUUUGUUUGAACUGUCGUCGAUGUCGCGGUGAGAACGUACGACAGACGAUCGUGCGAAACGUACAUCAUUAGCGCCAUAUAAAUAAUUGUACUGGCCUGUCGUCGUAUUAGCCUGUUUCAUCGAGCGGAUGCGCGUGAAAAAUAAUAUCGUCCCUAUUACGAUAUACGUAUAUGCGUGGAACAGAAAAAAGGAAUAAACGGGUUUAAAUGGCGGGUAAUUAAAAACCGGGAAGUGAAAUCAGUCGGGGUUACAGCUCAUUAGUUUUCAGCGACGAAGAACGGUAACAGAGGCCGCGAAAACGUCCGUUGAAUGCCGGAUAUAGCAGACGCGUUAUGUCAUCGGGCGCACACAGCCGCAGGAGGAUGCGUGUACGUGUCCCGCGGCAGCGUUAAUUGGCCCCGCGAUGAAUAUUACAAAAUACCACAGCCUGAAAGGAGAGGCACCGCUUUAAUUACAAUAUAAUGCGUGACGGCCGAGCUCCUCGCGUGAAAGACCGAUACCUUCUCCCUCUUAUUACGCUAUUACGCGACUACAGGCAACACCUCGCUUUCAUCAAAUUGCUUAAUAUGGAAAUCGUUCAAGAAAGUUUCAUUCUAGCCGGAUCCAUUCGGGGAGACCGAGAUGAAGCCAAACGGCAUCAAGGAUCGCGCGAGCAUUGCCUUUAACUAUGCUGACGUUGAUGGAAGGGGAUCUUUGAGCAAACGAGAGUAUAAAAUAGCGAUGACUGUUGUCUUCGGAUGUCGCCCGAACAAAACGGAAGUGAAGCAGAUUUUUCAGUCUACAGAGAGAAUUCUGUACGGGGAGUUUGAAUCAUGGGUGUUCAAGAAGAGUAAAAAGGACGAUUCAUACAUUAAUGCAGAAUUAUUAUUUGCUUUACUGGAUAAGGAUCAUAAAGGAUAUUUAAUAUUGGAUGAUUUCUAUUCUGCAAGCAAGUCUGUCAACUUGAAAGUAUUACCGACAAUGUGGCAAACGAUGUUCAAAGAAUUAGAUCGUUAUAGAAAAGGAUAUAUCGAUUUUUAUGAAUUUUUACGUAUAUUACCAUCAACAUAA
Bombus pascuorum is the source of this 1140-nucleotide messenger RNA. RefSeq names its product EF-hand calcium-binding domain-containing protein 11-like. The transcript is spliced from 4 exons. Gene Ontology annotation, molecular function: calcium ion binding. Bases 712 to 1140 code for a protein of 142 amino acids. NCBI's taxonomy places the organism in Eukaryota, Metazoa, Arthropoda, Insecta, Hymenoptera, Apidae. The record is from RefSeq and is a predicted model, not a curated record.